This is a messenger RNA of Trichogramma pretiosum, 4538 nucleotides long. It is a transcript of the gene Pex23, whose product is annotated as tectonin beta-propeller repeat-containing protein. Gene Ontology annotation, cellular component: membrane. Gene Ontology annotation, molecular function: carbohydrate binding. NCBI's taxonomy places the organism in Eukaryota, Metazoa, Arthropoda, Insecta, Hymenoptera, Trichogrammatidae. The coding region runs from base 139 to 4239 and encodes 1366 amino acids. The transcript is spliced from 26 exons. The record is from RefSeq and is a predicted model, not a curated record.
UCCUAAUUCCAGUCUUCACCGUAAUAAGUGUGAAUGUGAAUAAAUGAUAUCUGGACUCUUGUAAAGUCCAAAGUGCUUACUAUUUGUCGUAAGAAAUAUAAUAUAGGUAGUUAUUAUCACAGAUUUUAAAUACCCAAAAUGCCAAGUUCUAAUCUUUAUGCAAUAAACUGUGAUGGACGUGUAUUUUCACUUAGUACUUCUGGUAGCAUGUGGAAAGAGUUUAUGUAUCUAGGUCUUGAAUUUAAACAAUUAUCUGCUGUUCCACAUUUUAUGUGGGCUAUUGGUGGAGACCGACAAGUUUAUGUACAUGUACACGGUCUUGAUAUUCCAAUACGAAUUAAAGAAGAAACAUAUGAAAAUGAAAGAUGGCUACCGUUAGAAGGCUUUAGUGGUAGACUUUUACCAACUGAUAGGUAUCAUUUUUCCAAUCAAGAUGGAUCUGUUGAUCGCAGUCGUGAUAAAGUCAAGUUACCAUCAAUGGCUUGGCAGUGGGAAGGAGAUUGGCAAAUUGAAACUACCUUGGAUGGGCAACCACUAGAUCACGAUGGUUGGACAUAUGCUGUUGAUUUUCCUGCGACAUAUGGUGUAACAAAGCAAUGGAAAUCUUGUGUAAGAAGGAGAAAAUGGGUACGCUACAGAAGAUAUAGUGCCAUGAACUCUUGGUGUGCUAUUGCACCUCUUCACAAAGAUGCUACCAAAGAACCUUUCAUUGAUGUUUCUAUUGGAGGCAAUCAAAUACCUGGUGGAAAUCCUGGUGACCUAACAGUAUGGGCUGUUACUGCACAUGGAAGAGUCAUGUUUAGAGUAGGGGUCAGUACAACAUCUCCAGAGGGAUUGAGAUGGAGUGCAAUCAAAAUGAACCCAGGUGACGAAUCCUUACAAAUAAGUGUAGGAGUUACUGGUUUAGUUUGGGUAACUUUAUUAAAUGGAAAAGCUUUAGUAAGAACAGGCGUUUCUAGAGAAAAUCCAAUGGGUGAUGAAUGGGCAGUAGUAGAACCACCUCAACCACAUUUACGUUUAACACAAGUAAGUGUUGGACUUGAUGCAGUAUGGGCAAUAACUCAUGAAGGAAGUGUUUGGUUUAGAAAAGGAAUUAAGGGAGAAAUGAGUGGUAUAUGUGAACAAUUGGCUGUUGGAACAGGUUGGGUUGAAAUGUCUACAAAAAUGAUAUUAGUGUCUGUAGCUCCUAAUGAUCAGGUAUGGGCAAUAGGACAUGAAGAUAGAUGUCUUUAUUAUAGAAGCGGUAUUGCAAGAUCAGAAUUAACUGGUAAAAAAUGGAAAGCCAUUAAUGCACCUUUUCAAUUAAGUAGAGCUAAUAGUAGUGCCAGCAUGUCAUCUAACAGUAAAUACAGUCUCUGUGGAACUCCUAAUCAAAAAAGUCAAACAUUUGGUUCCUUGCAAAAUCAGAAAACUCUUUGCUCAAAUGAGAAUGUAAUUAAAGAAUGGGAAGAACAAUCAAGAUCUGCUCCUGGACCAGUAUCCUUGAAAAAUUUUGAAAAUCAUGAAUUGCCUGAAAAUACAAUACAACAGUCUAUUAAGAAAAAAAUGUAUUACAGUCAAAGCACCAACUCUACAGGAUCUCAAGAAUCAAAUGAAAUUGACUGCAAUAGUGUGGCUAACAUUACCAUAUCAAAUGAAACAUUAAAUAAAAGUGGAGAGUCAAUAGUUGUUACAGGAAAGGGCAUGGGUAGCACAGUCAAAAUUAAUCCAGGCUCAUGGAGUCCUGUUCACUCAGUUGGUUCAAUGGUUGGAGCUGAGGCUCAUCCAGAAACUGAUGGUUCUAUAUUUGAUCCAGAUUUAACUGGUGAUUCAAGUGUUUUUGGAGAAGAUGAAAGUGCAGCUGCUAUUUAUUGGGCUGAAUAUGAAAUGACAUGGGUCAAAGUUGAAGCUGGUGCUUGUUUAGUGGACCUUAACAAUCCUCCCAAAUGGCUUGCUGAAACUAAUGGUUCAAAUCAAGUGGAAAUUAUAGAAGAAUGGAGAAUAAACAUUUUAAAUGAACUGAAAAACAGAUUGAAAGGAAUUGAUUUUGAUGUUGACUUGUGCGAAAAAGCAAUUGAAAAAUCUUCAUGGGUGAAAAAUGGCGAAGCUAAGUGUAAAUUGAAAGGUACAUCUUUGUUUGAAGAUUGUAUUGUUGAAUUAGAAUGGAUAAGCAGUGAUGCUGGCACGCUGGAUUUUGGAACUUUAACAAUUUUAAAUACAGAUGGGGCAACAACAAUGGUUCAGUUUUCUAUAUCAGAAGUUGUAUGCAUUGUUUGCUGCAGUGAACCAGGGUUUCCAAGAUUAGCUAUUUAUACACCUCGUCUAAAUAAUUGUAAAACAUUACGAUUACAAUUCAGCAGUGAUACUGAAUUAGAAGAUUGGAUGGCUCAUUUGACAUCUGUUUCUUGUAAAAUAAAUAAUGCUUAUGGAAGACCAAGCUCAAAGGCUAUUUGGGCUACAACUGCUUUAGGAGACGUUUAUGUACAUGAUCCCGUCUUAACAGAGGAAAAUCAAUAUGCAAAUGGUUUAUACAUUCAAGAAUUAAAUACCGCCAAUAAAGCACUACCUUUCGAAAGUAUUUUACAAAACGGAUUUAGUCCAGGUUGUUCUCUACACGUUACUGUAUGCAUUCAUGACGAUGCAGAUAGAAUAUCUUUAAAUCUUGUUUGUCAUUCUACAACUGUAAACAAAUACAAGCAAAUUGUGGAUACAAAUGAUGUAGCCCUUCAUUUCAAUCCAAGACUUAGUGAAAACAUUAUUGUUAGAAAUACGUACCAAAAUAAUAAUUGGGGAGAUGAAGAAAGAAAUGGUGACAGUCCAAUAAAAGCUGGAUCCAAUUUUUCAUUGGUUUUAAAUUGCGAAGAAAGAGGAUAUAGAAUUUUUAUUAAUGAUACAGAAUUUACCUAUUAUAAUCAUAGAAUUAAUCCGAAAAAUGUAACACAUUUACGUAUAAAAGGCAAAAUGACUCUUUGCAGUGUGCUUUAUAAAUCACCAUCUGUAAUUAUCGAACCUAUGUCUAUGUUUUGGAGACAAAUUGGAGGCCACUUGAAAAAAGUUGAAACUUGUAAUGCAAAUGUAACUUGGGGUAUUGGCUAUGAUAACACUGCUUGGGUCUAUACAGGGGGAUGGGGAGGUACUUCCUUAAAAGGAUUAGACUUUGGCAGUUCAGGUGUUAAUACUAUGAUCGAUACCCACAAUUAUUUUGUAUAUGAAAAUCAGCGUUGGAAUCCAAUUACUGGUUUUACAUCUCAUGGCUUGCCAACGGAUAGGUACAUGUGGAGUGAUGCAUCGGGACGACAAAAACGUACGAGAGAGAAUACAAAACUGCUUUCGUGUCAUUGGCAAUGGGUAUCAGAAUGGAUACUCGAUUUUCAUGCUCCAGGAGGGGUCGAUCGAGAUGGCUGGCAGUAUGCGACCGAUUUCCCAUCUCAAUAUCACGGUAAAAAGCAAUUCACCGACUACGUGCGAAGGCGUAGGUGGUUUCGUAGAUGCCAACUGACAACUAGUGGUCCUUGGAAAGAAUUGGGUAACACAAAGCUAGUUGACGUAUCUUUAUACAAUCAAAACAACGCUGAUUCCGAAUGUCCCAUUCACGUGUGGGCUGUAGCUCCUAACGGCGAGGCAUUGUUUCGCAGAGGCGUUUCGGAAUCGUGUCCAAUGGGUGUUACAUGGGAGCAUAUACCUAGCGAUCAACCAUUAGUUAGUAUUUCUAUUGGCCCUAACCAUCAGGUUUGGGCUAUUGGAAAAAAUGGAUCUUCUUAUUGGAGAUUCGGUAUUUCGGAGAGCAAGCCAACAGGUGAAUCUUGGCAAAAUGUCGAACCCCCUUCUGGAUCGCAUUUAAAACAAAUUGCCGUCAAUGAAAAUGCCGUAUGGGUUUUAGAUGACUCGGGAAAAUUAUCAGUUCGGCGAGAAAUACAGCCAACGGUAUUUCCAGAGGGUACCCAUUGGCAAACUCUACCAGCAAUGACUAAUGAUCCCAUUCACAUUGGUGAUAUUUCAGAAUUUUCAAUACCUUCGACCAUACGUAAUUUUCCUUCAGAGCUGUUACGUAAUGUAUCGGUUUUAAAUACUAAACAAGGAUUUCGGCACAUAUCCGUUGGACUUAUGUCUAAUCAAGUGUGGGCUGUAUCUGGAGCCGGUAUAGUUUGUCGAAGAAUUGGUAUUACUGACUCAAAUCCAGCUGGUUCUGGUUGGGCUACCGGCAUUGGGGCCAAUUGGCAACAAAUUAGUGUUGGAGGUCUCGUGAAUGAUCCACGAUGAAAAUUCGGUAACAAGACUUAUGAAAAGAUGUGAUGUUUUCUACUAUUACUGUGCGUGUCGUUGAAUAGAAAUUCAUCGAGCUACUUUUUCGAUUUUUUCCAAGUUUAUUGAUUUAUAAGUAUAUACUUGCAAGGUAAAAUAUUAAUCAUGUAUAAUACAUUUAAUUAGAAUCUCUUAUAGUCUAGUCAGAACUAAUUUUAUAUUACCAAUUAUGUGUAAAACAUAUAAUUCAAAAACUAAUAAGCAGCUUUUGUCGCUGACCUAAUGGUCGAGAAAAAUGAUAAAAAAAUUUACUUGAA